UUGGCGUCUGUUGCAUAGCUGCUGGAAAGCUGAGCGACAGGAGCGAGCGAAUGUGAAAGGAAGAAAGAAAGAAAGGGAGAAGGAAGGUGAAAGAGAGAAAGGGAGAAGGGUGAAAGAGAGAAGGAAGGUGAAAGAGAGAGGGAGAAAAAGUGAAAGGGAGAGGGGGAAAGAGCGAUGGAGUGAGGUAAGGGCAGAAAACAAAGAGGGAUAAAGCAGCUGACCGGGAAAGGAGAGUGAAGGAAAUAUAAAUCCAGAAAGAGAGAUCGGAGGAAAAAGAAAGUCCAUAAGUAAACUACAAAGAGUGAGGGCUGAGAUAGGAAAGUACAAAGAUUAAGGAGGGAAGAGUAGUAAAUAUAGGGUGGGGUAGAAUCGCAGCUGAUAGGUGAAAUAACAGCAGUUUAAUGCAGGGGAAGAAAAUGGAUUGAAAUAAAAGAAAGAGCAGAGAGAUACUGAAGAUAUAUAUAGAAAGAGAUUUAGGGAAGGCAUAGGACAGAGGGAGGUAAAUUGGCUUAAUGAAGGUUUGGAAGACAAGGGCAAUAGCGAUAGCACUGAAGUAGAGACAAGGAGGGAGAGACACAAGGUGGUUAAUGAUUUAGAAGGGAAAGUACAGGGUUUAGACUGGAAAUAGAUAUGGAAAGGAAAGAAGAGUAAUUAUCCAAGGGAAAGAGACAGAUUCUAGUGUGGUUUACCUGGUAAGUUGUAUUUGAAUGUAUCGUACCACUGGUACUGAGGAGAAUUGAAAAUUACUGGGGACCAACAAGGUUGGUUUAUUUUGGGAGUGAGUGAGCUGGAGAAAUAAACAGUUCUAACAAUUGAUGUAAAUUGAUAGAGGAUUAUGAAGAAAAGUUGAGAGGUACAUCGAUGGAACCUGCCAGACAAGUAGAACACUAACAGCAACUUCAGGAACAUACAUAUAUAGAAGAAACAUAGUAAUAGAUAGACACUUAAAAAUAACACUUGAUUACUAGAAAACAUUCUGAGUUAAAGAACAGGAUCAAGGAAUUGUUAAAAGUAGAUUCAAAAGACUGAGACAACUGAAGAGCUGAGAUCUUGGGGUAUAUAGAAUAGCAACAUAGGGGCUAUCAGAAAGUUUAUGUAGUAGAGAAAGUGAAGAUAUUGACAGUAGAAGCAGCCACAUAACUUCAGACAAAAUGUGUGAGAUCUUGUGUGUAUCUUAAAUAAUAUAGACAAACACAAAGAAAGGGGUGUGGGAAGAGAAAAUUGAUUUAAAAAAUUAAGCAGAAUAAGUUUUACUGGGACUGAAAGGAAAAAUAAUCAGUGCUGAAAUCCCUAGGAAAUAACAGUGAGAGUCAGGCCAUUAGAAUUGUGGUUCUCACAUGAAAAAGAACGGGAAUGGUCUGGAUCAUGGAACAGAAAUAAAAGUUUGCUAAGGAGGCAGGUAUAAAGAAACUGGGGUAGCACAUAGAAGAACAGAAACUGUCAAGGAUUGGGUAAGGUUUACUUUAUUUGUUGAUACAAUAUAUGCUUGAUGUGUUCAAUUUGUUGAGGCUAAUAUUGUGAAUUCAGAAAUAAAGUGCAGCAUCAGAUUUUAGAAUAUACUGUUAAUAAGUUUCUAUCAGGUUCAGAAUGAAGACAGAUUAGAUUUGUGAUUUCAUGAAAAGAGCCAUAUCCCAAAAGUAUGAUAAGAGAGUUGGCAACAGUUGUGUGCAGAUUAUUAAGAUAAGCUAGGGGUAGUACAGACGUACUGAACUUUGUAAAGUCUGCAGGGGUGGAAGUCAAACACAGGGACAACAGUCAGUGAACGAAUCAGCUGGAGGAGGUGAGGACGAAACACUCAAGCCCGUGUCAUCACUUGGACAACAUGGCUGCAGAGAGCAGUGCCCUACCCGAACUGAACCAGGACAAGUACGAUGGGGAUGAACACAUCAAAAUCAUCUGUUUAGGAGACAGUGCUGUGGGUAAAUCCAAGUUGAUGGAGAGAUUCCUGAUGGAUGGAUAUCGUCCUCAGCAGCUGUCCACUUACGCACUGACGCUGUAUAAAUACACCACUAAAGUCAAUGACAAGACUGUUAUAGUGGAUUUCUGGGACACAGCAGGACAAGAACGCUUUCAGAGUAUGCAUCCAUCCUAUUACCAUAAAGCACAUGCCUGUAUCAUGGUGUUUGAUGUGCAGAGGAAGAUAACUUACAAAAAUUUGAGUAACUGGUACACUGAGUUGAGGGAAUCUCGGCCUGAAAUCCCGUGCGUGAUUGUCGCUAACAAGAUAGAUGCUGAUAUGAAAAUCACACAGAAAAGCUUUAACUUUGCCAAGAAGCAUGGGUUACCUUUUUACUUCGUGUCAGCAGCUGAUGGGACCAAUGUAGUAAAGUUAUUUCGUGACACAAUAAAAUUGGCAAUGUCAUACAAACAAAACAGUAGUGAUUUUAUGGAUGAAGUCAUGCGGGAGCUGGAGGUGCAGGAACAUUAAGAUGCAACAGUGUGCUACACUAGCUAAGACCUCUUUAUUGGGCCUAGAAUUUUGACCUUGAAGCAAACAAGGAGGCCAGGGAUGACCAGCCAAAGGAGGAUCAGUCUGAAUUGCCAUAAUGAUAUUUGUAGAGGGGAGGAGACUUGGACAAGCUCUGUGUUCUGUGCAGGAUAACAUUUGGUCUCCCUCAAUCUUACAGACUGAGUAAGGAACUUAACUUGACUGAAGUUCAACACUGACACUUCAUUGAAUUUUAUAUUUUGGAAGGAUAUCUGUUUCCUUGACUCCUCUUCCCAUUUGUUCAUCUCUUCAGGCAUUUGAAAAAUGAAGUAUAUGGAGAAAGAACUAGAAUUUUCCCCACUAUUCAAAUGAUGAAUAGGAAGUGGUUUCAAAUGUAAUAAUUACAGUGUGUUUCUUUGAAAUUUAUUUAGUGACAUUUCUGUAUUUUUUCACACCAACAGAUGAAGUUGAGCAUCACUCAACUCCAUGUUACAAUCUUUGUGCCCUGAUUGUGUGUUAUUACAGCAAGCAUGGAUGUGUGUGCAAAAACUGAUUCUACACUGCUGUUUAUUGUGUGAUCUUUUAAUGGCUUUUUAAUACUUCAUACAAUUACUUUCACCCAUUCCACAUAGAAAAUUCAUAGCCAUGUACUUUUAGAUAAGAGAGGAAUUCUCAGUUCUUGUGGUAUUGAAUGUGGAUAUAUUCCAUGUGGUGUAACACUGGAAAUCAUGGCCACUAUCACAGUUUCCCUCUGCGGAGACCAAGGUCAGCUGUCUUACAGUUGGUCUUGGUGCCUUGUACUAUGAAGUGGCAAAGAAAAUAAGGUGUUUAUUCAAUGUUCUUUAUCAGGAAAUAUAAGUGUAUAGGCUAUCUAGUGUGGGCACAUGGCCAAGUGGUUAAGGUAUUGGACUAGCGACCUGAAGGCCGUGAGUUAGAGCCCCAGCCGAGGGAACGUGUUGUGUCCUUGAGCAAUACACUUAAUCACACAUUGCUCUGCGACGACACUGGUGCCAAGCUGUAUGGGUCCUAAUGCCCUUUCCUUGGACAACAUUGGUGCUGUGGAGAGGGGAGACUUGCAGCAUGGGCAACUGCUGGUCUUCCAUACAACCUUGCCCAGGCCUGCGCCCUGGAGGGUGAAGACUUUCCAGGCGCAGAUCCAUGGUCUCGCAAGACAAACGGAUGCCUUCUAUCUAGUGAGUGUAGAAUCUGUUUAGGCUGGCUGCACUGCAUCAGUUUGUGGCACCAUGGUAGCACGGUGGUUAGCACAAUGCAUUUACAGCUCUGGGCAUUGGGGUUCUGGGUUCAAUCCCAGCAUCAUUAAGGGAAGAUCUUGCCUGAUUGGAAUUCUGUUGAAGUAACAUAGGAUAGACAAAGGUCAAUCGAUGGAUGUAGCAUACUUGGAUUUUCAGAAGGCCUUUGAUAAUGUACUGAACAUAAGACAUAGGAGCAGAAUUAGGCCAUUCAGCCCAUUGAGUCUACUCUGCCAUUUCAUCAUGGCUAAUCCUGGAUCCUAUUCAACCCCAUCCACCUGUCCUCUUGCCAUAUCCCUUGAUGCCCCGACUCAUCAGGAAUCUAUCAACUUCGGCUUUAAAUAUACCAAUGAACUUGGUCUCCACCGCAGUGCGUGGCAGAGCAUUCCACAGAUUUACCAUUCUCUGGCUAAAAAAAAUCCUCCUUACCUCUGUUCUGAAGGGUCACCCCUCAAUUUUGAAGCAGUGCCCUCUAGUUCUGGAUACCCCCACCAAAGGAAACAUCCUCUCCACCUGCGCCUUAUCUAGUUUUUUCAACAUUCGGUAGGUUUCAAUGAAAUCCCCACGCAUUCUUCUAAAUUCCCGUGAGUACAGGCCCAAAGCUGCCAAAUGCUGCUCAUAUGUUAACCCCUUCAUUCCCAGAAUCAUCCUUGUGAAUCUUCUCUGGACCUUCUCCAAUAACAAUACAUCCUUUCUGAGACAAGGGACACCAAGCUGUUGACAAUACUCCUAAGUGCGGCCUGACUAGUGUCUUAUAAAGCUUCAUCGUUAUCUCCUUGUUUUUAUAUUCUUUUGCCCUUGAAAUAAAUGUCAACAUUGCAUUUGCCUUCUUUAUUACAGACUCAACCUGUGAAUUAACCUUCUGGGAGUCUUGCACGAGGACUCCUGAGUCCCUUUGUGCCUCUGAUAUUUGAAUUUUCUCCCAAUUUAGAUAAUAUUCUACACUAUUGUUCCUUUCACCAAAGUGCAUUAUCAUACAUUUCCCAUCACUAUUCCAUCUGCCAACUUUUUUGCCCAUUCUUCCAAUUUGUUUUAAGUCCUGCUACAGUUGCAUUGCUUUCUCAGCAGGACCUACAAGGUGCUGCUUAACAGGAUAAGAGCCCAUGGUAUUACAGGAAAGAUACUAACAUGGAUAGAGCAUUGGCUGAUUGGCAGGAGGCAAAGAGUGGGAAUAAAGGGAAUUUUUUG
Mobula hypostoma (lesser devil ray) is the source of this 4866-nucleotide messenger RNA. It is a transcript of the gene rabl2, whose product is annotated as RAB, member of RAS oncogene family-like 2. Bases 1823 to 2428 code for a protein of 201 amino acids. Lineage: Eukaryota; Metazoa; Chordata; Chondrichthyes; Myliobatiformes; Myliobatidae. The transcript is spliced from 9 exons. The record is from RefSeq and is a predicted model, not a curated record. Gene Ontology annotation, molecular function: GTPase activity; GTP binding. Gene Ontology annotation, biological process: regulation of exocytosis.